This is a messenger RNA of Leptosia nina, 207 nucleotides long. The record is from the annotation of a GenBank genome assembly. Lineage: Eukaryota; Metazoa; Arthropoda; Insecta; Lepidoptera; Pieridae.
AUGUGUGCGGGUACGCGUGCGGCCGCGACGCAGUCAAGAUCAAGGGCGUGCGAUUGCGCAAGAGUUGGCUGUCGCACCGCACUGCAACCCAAUGUGAUGUCAUCGCGUCUGCGCCCCCCACUCCUCCUCUAUUAUGCUCGCUUCAGAAAGGCCGCGGACGCGGAACGGUCUAUUUUUAAAGUUUGUAUAGAAGACUUGGGACAAUAA